Molecule: messenger RNA, 1135 nt
Organism: Trichoderma virens Gv29-8
Lineage: Eukaryota; Fungi; Ascomycota; Sordariomycetes; Hypocreales; Hypocreaceae
Exons: 3
Coding region: 63-404 (113 amino acids)
Source: RefSeq, a predicted model, not a curated record
CAAAACCGAAAUUUCAAUUCAAUUCAAUCCAAACUCAUAAUAAAAUAAAAUAAAACAAAACAAUGGCUUCAUCUCUCCACCUCCGCAAAAUCCCCUCCACAAGCUUCAUCCGCACCUCCAUCCGCCCAUUCCACCAAACCGCCCCACGCCUUAUUCCCGCCAUCAAAAAAGAAGGCGAUUCAAAACCACAGCAGCAACCGAAAAACGGGACCGUGCCACAGCCCAAAAUCUCCAAUCUCAGCAUGCCCGGCGUCAACAAGUCGGAGGACCUUACCGAGGAGCAGAAGGAAGAAGUGCGGCAGCACAACAAGGACUUUGACAAGAAAUUCGAUCAUGGCCACACCGCGCCAGACGACAAGGUAGACAAGAAGUUCUGGGAAGGGAGCGCAGGUAGCAAGGAAUGAUGCGCAUCAACUCAAUUUCCGGACAUGUAUUUUAUAGCUGCAAGAGCACAAGAGGGCCGCAAGGAUAGUGUAAACGGUGUUACGACAUGAACACAUAGGCUUUUUUGGGAAUUUCCACACAUGGCGAAAGGUUGCGACAUUUGGUGGCGCUUGCAACCAUACACGACAGCACGCCUAGUGCAAGACACGCGUUUGACAUUCAAUGAUGAUGAUGAUGAUGGAAUUGCCAUUACACUCUUUUCGGGCUCAAUGGCAGCUCCUUGAGAGCAAUGGAUAGGUCUAAUAUCAAUAGAUAUGGGAAAUUGUAAACAAAUCUCUUGAAUAUUGGUGACAGAUACUCCAUAUGACAGGUUUAUCAGCUCAUAGCUGCGUAAAUUUUCCAAACAUCUGCGGCUAAUGCGGUGAGAGAACAUGCCGCACGCUAUCGCUGACAACCCCCAAACGCGAGCAACGCUCUCUAAUGCAACGGGUUCAGUAUCAAUAGAGCGGUCACUCCUCCAUCAGACUUUAGGUUGGUUAGUGCGUCCCACAAGCGGCACGGAAUCAAGAGCGGUGAUUCUAUGCGACUUGUUAUAUCAACCUCCUAAUCCCACGAAUCUAUGAAAUACAGCCAACACAUAACGGACUAGGGAAGAGGUAGACCUCAUCAAGUCAGUCUUUUCUUUUGUUGAAGCAAUGGGGAGAGCUAGAUGCGGUAGCUAUAAUGCCACUCCUGUUGCCGACGUCGAUUC